CGCGGUCCCCCCGCGCUGCCCCACGCCGCGCCGCGCCGGCGCCGGGCGGCAGGAUGGGCUGUAUCCAAAGCAUUACCUGCAAGGCGCGGAUCCGGCGCGAGAACAUCGUGGUGUACGAUGUGUGCGCCACCAUCGACCAGUGCCCCACGCGCAUCGAGGAGACCUCGCCCAUCGUCCUGCGCUACAAGACCCCCUACUUCAAAGCCUCGGCCCGCGUGGUCAUGCCCCCCAUCCCCCGCCACGAGACCUGGGUGGUGGGCUGGAUCCAGGCGUGCAACCAGAUGGAGUUCUUCAACACCUACAGCGACCUGGGCAUGUCAAGCUGGGAACUGCCUGACUUGAGGGAAGGGAGAGUAAAAGCCAUCAGUGACUCAGAUGGGGUGAGCUACCCUUGGUACGGGAACACCACAGAAACUGUGACCCUGGUUGGCCCCACCAACAAGAUCUCCAGGUUCUCCGUCAGCAUGAAUGACAAUUUCUACCCCAGUGUGACAUGGGCAGUGCCAGUGAGUGACAGCAAUGUGCCACUGCUCACGAGGAUCAAGAGGGACCAAAGUUUCACUACCUGGCUGGUGGCCAUGAACACCACCACGAAAGAGAAGAUCAUUCUGCAGACUAUCAAGUGGAGGAUGAGGGUGGACAUUGAGGUGGACCCUCUUCAGCUCUUGGGGCAACGGGCCCGGCUGGUGGGCAGGACUCAGCAGGAGCAGCCCCGGAUCCUGAGCCGGAUGGAACCUAUCCCCCCCAACGCACUAGUGAAACCCAAUGCCAACGAUGCCCAGGUCCUCAUGUGGAGGCCCAAGCGGGGGCCACCUCUGGUUGUGAUCCCUCCUAAGUAGAAGCAGACUGGCCUGUGUGUGGAGCACACGCCACUGAGACACACAGUGAGGUUGCCAGGGGUGGCAGGAGCCAAACUGAGUUUCUGAGCCAAAGCAGACCUCGCGGUUUGCCAGCCUUUGCAGCCACUUGUGAAGAGUAGAGCUGCUCCUUGGGUGGUAGAACCAUAAUCCUUAGGAAAAAUUCCUUCCUUUUAGGAAUAAAGAAAUCACUGAUUUGA
Physeter macrocephalus (sperm whale) is the source of this 1057-nucleotide messenger RNA. RefSeq names its product family with sequence similarity 78 member B (gene FAM78B). The record is from RefSeq and is a predicted model, not a curated record. Bases 54 to 839 code for a protein of 261 amino acids. The transcript has 2 exons. NCBI's taxonomy places the organism in Eukaryota, Metazoa, Chordata, Mammalia, Artiodactyla, Physeteridae.